AGCGUGCCCAACCAGGUUUCUGCGACAAGAAACGCAGCGCACCGCAGCUCCCUCCAUUUUCUCUCCGCUCCCACUCCAGAUCCAGUAUAGAUCCAUCGGCACCACGCUCAAAGCAGUAUCUCCACCACCUUUUUUUCUUUGCUGCCGUCGCGGUUCGUUCGUGGUAAUACAGACACGAGAGCUUUCUCUUUUGAGAUAAAAUCGAACCCAAGCCCGUUUGAGACCAUCACUCAUACAGAAGACGCCAUGGCCGACAUCACAGACCAGCACGACCAAACCUCGCCCACCGAGCUCGACGAGUCGCAGAACGUUGGCAAUGGCAACGCCGCCACCGAGUCUCGCGGCAUCAAGCGCCAGCGCCCUUCAGCAGGCGACGACGACGAUGAUGAUGACGAGAAGGGUGGUCGCGAGCGUCGCAAGAUUGAGAUCAAGUUCAUCAGCGACAAGUCUCGGCGACACAUCACCUUUUCCAAGCGCAAGGCCGGAAUCAUGAAGAAGGCAUACGAGCUUUCUGUCCUCACGGGCACUCAAGUCCUUCUUCUCGUCGUCUCUGAAACCGGUCUCGUGUAUACCUUCACCACACCCAAGCUCCAACCUCUCGUAACAAAGGCUGAGGGCAAGAACUUGAUUCAGGCAUGCCUCAACGCACCCGAACCCACGCCCGGUAACGAGAACGGCGUGGAUGGUGGUGACCAAGUCGAGUCUCCGGAAGAGCCCGCCAACCAACAUCUCCCCCCUCAGGGCAGCCGACCCGGCAUGCCCCAGAACCCUCACAUGCCCAACAACUAUAUGCCCGCCAACCUACCCAUGGAUCCCCAGCAGGCUUUGGCGUAUCAAAGCUACGUGCAACGGAAUCAGGGCUACGGUUCAGGCAUACCCCCACAACCGGGCAUGCCCUCCAACAACCACCACCAGUCGUAA
Molecule: messenger RNA, 921 nt
Organism: Fusarium vanettenii 77-13-4
Lineage: Eukaryota; Fungi; Ascomycota; Sordariomycetes; Hypocreales; Nectriaceae
Exons: 3
Coding region: 247-921 (224 amino acids)
Biological process (GO): positive regulation of transcription by RNA polymerase II
Molecular function (GO): DNA-binding transcription factor activity, RNA polymerase II-specific; RNA polymerase II cis-regulatory region sequence-specific DNA binding; protein dimerization activity
Source: RefSeq, a predicted model, not a curated record